CCCGAGGAUCAACGAAUUCCGGAAUAAAACAAUUAUAGGAGACAGUGACCAGUGUCAGUGUCUCACUCGACUCUCGCUCUCACUGAUUGUCGUGAAUCGUUGUUCAAAUUCUUGGCAGUCAGUAGAUUCUCUCAAGACAGACCUGCAACUUGCAUAGGUUAUGAGUGAUGACAAGGACAUGGGAAAAGGGAACUAACUCACAAAUACUCAUGCUCAACUGAUUUUCCUUCCUCCUUAAAUUACCCACGAAUUCUCAAGUUUACUCCCUGAAAACUAUUCCUAAAGACACUUGGAAAAAUCCAAGUGCCGCACCCCUCCGUAUUUCGCGAUUGAUUCCAUCCAAAUGUUCUGUUAAUUAGUGUCGUGCCGCUUCUGCCUCGUGGGCGAAUUUAUAUGUAUUUGUUUAUCAUUUCGCGAGACAGUAGAGAGAACUAGUCCGGUUGAAAGUUUGAAGAACGUGGUGAAAAUUUGGAGAAUUCGGUCCGAGUUUAUUCACCGGUUCAUGUGAUUCGUCGAGGAGUGAAAAGUGUGAAAACUAACCUCAAUUCCCAUCACCGGGUUGGGUUUUCGAAGAUAUUUACGGGAUUUUACGACUGUGCUUGAUUCGAAAAGGUGCUCCUGAGAUUUCUUGCAAUUUUCUUCACUUGGUGCGGAUUUCGAGGUUAAGAAAGAAAAAUGGACUACAUGGAAGUAACUCUGCCAAAUUACUCGUAUGUUUUUAAUUUCGAGGAGAAAUUUAUUCAUCAAGAUACGAGAAUAUGGAUGACGAAGAACUGGACCAAUGGAUUCUACUUUUGUGGAAUUUACAUGAUUCUUAUUUUCGGGGGUCAACAUUUAAUGGCCAGCAGGCCAAAAUACGAUUUAAGAGGAAUUUUGAGUUUGUGGAAUACCCUUUUGGCCUCGUUUUCGAUAAUAGGAUUUACGAGAACAGCUCCCGAAUUAAUCCACACACUCCGAAAUUAUGGACUUUAUCACAGCGUUUGCAUUCCUAGCUUCAUCGAGCAGGACCGCGUCUCGGGCUUCUGGACGUGGAUGUUUGUCCUCUCGAAGCUGCCCGAACUCGGCGACACAGUCUUCAUCGUGCUGCGCAAGCAGCCGCUCAUAUUUCUCCACUGGUACCACCAUAUCACCGUCCUUCUCUACUCCUGGUUCUCCUACACCGAGUACACCGCCUCCGCGCGCUGGUUCGUCGUCAUGAACUACUUUGUCCACUCGAUCAUGUACUCGUACUAUGCGCUGCGCGCGAUGCGCUACUCGCCGCCGCGGGCCAUCUCGAUGGUCAUCACGACCCUCCAACUCACCCAGAUGAUCGUAGGCUGCGCGAUCAACGUCUGGGCCUACCAGUACCUCGAGACCGGCCAGACCGAGUGCCACAUCACCAAGCUCAACAUCAAGUACAGUCUCACCAUGUACUUCAGCUAUUUUGUCCUCUUUGCGAGGUUCUUUCACAAGGCCUAUCUUGGGGGCGCGCGGAGCGCCGCCGACAAGAAGCUCUUCUACGCGAACGGGCGUCACAUUGCCGCCGAUUUCGGCAACGGGAAACUCAAGGCGAAUUAAUAAACAACAGCAAUAAAUAAAAAAGUUCCUUUCGAAUCUCGCCACUUGUCAUCUUGAUUAAUUAAUUAAUUGGGUUGGCGAAUUCCGAGUGUAAUUUUUUGAAUCAAAGGCCCAAGAGCGGCGGAAAAAGUGGAGAAGAAAAAUGGAGGAAGGACCCUCCAAAAAAAAAAAAAAAA
This is a messenger RNA of Belonocnema kinseyi, 1733 nucleotides long. It is a transcript of the gene Baldspot, whose product is annotated as elongation of very long chain fatty acids protein 6. The transcript is spliced from 3 exons. Lineage: Eukaryota; Metazoa; Arthropoda; Insecta; Hymenoptera; Cynipidae. The coding region runs from base 676 to 1557 and encodes 293 amino acids. The record is from RefSeq and is a predicted model, not a curated record. Gene Ontology annotation, biological process: fatty acid elongation, monounsaturated fatty acid; fatty acid elongation, saturated fatty acid; fatty acid elongation, polyunsaturated fatty acid. Gene Ontology annotation, cellular component: endoplasmic reticulum membrane. Gene Ontology annotation, molecular function: fatty acid elongase activity.